This is a messenger RNA of Arvicola amphibius (Eurasian water vole), 600 nucleotides long. It is a transcript of the gene Bola2b, whose product is annotated as bolA family member 2B. The transcript has 4 exons. The record is from RefSeq and is a predicted model, not a curated record. Gene Ontology annotation, cellular component: nucleus; cytosol. Gene Ontology annotation, molecular function: 2 iron, 2 sulfur cluster binding. Bases 301 to 561 code for a protein of 86 amino acids. Lineage: Eukaryota; Metazoa; Chordata; Mammalia; Rodentia; Cricetidae. Gene Ontology annotation, biological process: intracellular iron ion homeostasis.
AGCCUUCCGGCAAGACUCCGGCGCCCUCUUACCAGGGUCCUCGCCCGCUGGUCCGCCAGGCUCCACCUUUUUUGCGACCGGCGUUGUGUUGCCGGACGCGACGAGCAGGAUUGACAGUGAAUCCCACGUACACGCGGCCCCGAUGCCGAGGGUUCUGGCAGUAGAGCAGGAGACGGAAGUGCUGCCUUCCAGACCGCCUCAGGAAGGGCGGAAGUGAGCGGCGUGGGAGGAAGUGGCUUCAGUGAGGGCGGAAGGCGGGGCUCUGGGCACGCCUGCCUGUUCCCCCGCUGGGCUGUGGCAAUGGAACUCAGCGCGGAUUGCCUCCGCGAGAAGCUUCAGCGGGAUCUGGAGGCAGAGCAUGUGGAGGUGGAGGACACGACUCUCAACCGUUGCGCGACCAGCUUCCGAGUCCUGGUGGUGUCCGCUAAGUUCGAGGGAAAGCCAUUGCUCCAGAGACACCGGCUGGUGAAUGAAUGCCUAGCUGAAGAGCUCCCGCACAUCCAUGCCUUUGAGCAGAAAACUCUGACCCCAGAGCAGUGGACCCGAGAGCGGCAGAAAUGAGGGACCCGGGCCUGAACAGCCAUUAAAUUGUAGAUCAGG